This is a messenger RNA of Episyrphus balteatus (marmalade hoverfly), 3198 nucleotides long. RefSeq names its product guanylate cyclase soluble subunit beta-1 (gene Gycbeta100B). The transcript is spliced from 16 exons. Gene Ontology annotation, cellular component: guanylate cyclase complex, soluble. The record is from RefSeq and is a predicted model, not a curated record. NCBI's taxonomy places the organism in Eukaryota, Metazoa, Arthropoda, Insecta, Diptera, Syrphidae. Bases 126 to 2375 code for a protein of 749 amino acids. Gene Ontology annotation, biological process: response to oxygen levels; cGMP biosynthetic process. Gene Ontology annotation, molecular function: guanylate cyclase activity; heme binding.
UAAAAACCAAAAAGUGAAAACUCAUGUUAUAUAUUGAGAGAUAGAGUGGAUUAUAAAUAACAACACACUUAACACAUUCAACAAGUUGGCUUCCUGCGAUAGGAGCAGAAUAAAAACACUUCAAAAUGUAUGGAUUUGUAAAUUACGCUUUGGAAUUGUUGGUUCUCAAACAUUUUGGCGAAUCAAUAUGGGAACAAAUAAAGAACAAAGCCAUGGUGAGCAUGGAAGGUCAAUUUUUGGUCCGACAAAUUUAUGACGAUGAAAUAACCUAUAAUAUAAUUGGAGCUGCUGUAGAAAUUCUAAAUAUACCAGCCGAUGAUAUUCUCGAGCUAUUUGGCAAGACCUUUUUUGAAUUUUGCCAAGAUUCAGGAUAUGAUAAGAUCCUUCAGGUUCUGGGAGCUACGCCAAGAGAUUUUUUACAAAAUUUGGAUGCCUUACAUGAUCACUUGGGAACACUUUAUCCAGGUAUGCGAGCGCCCUCUUUCCGGUGUACGGAAAAAGAUGGAACUCUUCGACUUCAUUAUUAUUCGGAACGACCUGGUUUAGAACACAUUGUUAUUGGAAUCGUAAAGGCAGUUGCAUCGAAACUCCAUGGUGUUGAGGUUGAAAUUGAAAUUGUCAAGCGGAAGGGUGAUCCAAUCGAUGAGGAUGAAGAAAAAUUAAACACAACUCCUGCCCAGUUAGAGCAAACAGACCUGAGCAACGUCAACGAACGAACAAGUCCACCUACUCCCCCGUUAACUCCUGGGCCCUCAGUGUGCUCAAAUGACCAUCACCAGAACCAAAAUAUCUGCAGCAGAGAGCCAUCAGAUGAGGCGGAUGUGGCCAGGCAUAAUCAAUACCCUCAGUAUCAGCAGCAGCAAUCGUCGACGUUGACUGGAACUAGGAAUAAAUCGAAUCAUGAAAUCAUGUCAAAUGGUGCAUCAUGUCCUUUGUCGUCGUCCUCCGCCUACAACACUAGCUCCGACGAUAGUGCAGCUAGUAGCUGCAAUCUUAAUUCAAUUUGUACAAAUCAAGACCAACAAAAAACAUGCCCAGUCCUAAGCAAUAGAAAAUCUAGUGAUUCCCUGCAAUCGACAAAAGCUGACAGCCUUGAUGAUGCAGCCAAAAAGCAAAGCAAAACGGACCGUUUACGUUUGCUAAAAAAUAAAAGUGAUGACAUCGAAAGAUACGAUCACGUUCAAUUUCUCAUUCGAGAAGUAGCAACUGGUGGCUCCAAAUCAACCCAAUCUCAAGCCAUCGAUGAGAAAGAACCUCCCGAUGACAUGGAAUUUCUUUGUGAAGCACCACUCAUCUCACCUUCGACGUUUUGUAAGGUUUUCCCCUUUCAUCUGAUGUUCGAUAGGCAAAUGAAAAUAGUUCAAGCUGGCAAAUCUGUGUCAAGGGUCAUUCCAAGAGUUGCUGCCGAGAGUUGUUCUCUACUCGAAGUCCUCGAAGCCAUUCGACCGCACUUGCAACUUACGUUCGAGAACGUGCUUGCACACAUCAAUACAAUUUACGUGAUGCAGACGAGGCAAGGUGCCAUGGGCAAACACGAACGCUACCUAAGACUGAAAGGCCAAAUGAUGUACAUUCCAGAAUCGGACCGAAUCCUGUUUCAAUGUUAUCCCAGUGUAAUGAACCUUGACGAUUUAACGAAAAAGGGUCUAUACAUAUCAGACGUUCCAUUACACGAUGCUACAAGGGACUUGGUCCUUUUAUCCGAAAAAUUCGAGGCCGAAUACAAACUGACAAGGAAUUUAGAAAUGCUAACGGAUAAAUUGCAACAAACCUACAGGGAACUAGAAAGUGAAAAGCAAAAAACAGACAGGCUUUUAUAUUCUGUAUUACCAAAGUCAGUUGCAAACGAAUUACGACAUCAAAGACCAGUUGCACCGAAAAGAUACGACUCGGUUACGUUGAUGUUUUCAGGAAUUGUAGGAUUCGGACAAUAUUGCGCUGCAAAUACAGAUCCUGAAGGUGCUAUGAAAAUAGUGAAUAUGUUAAAUGAGCUUUAUACGCUAUUCGAUGCCUUAACUGAUUCUAAAAGGAAUCCAAAUAUUUACAAGGUUGAAACAGUUGGUGAUAAAUAUAUGGCUGUGUCGGGUCUGCCAGACCCUUGUGAGGACCAUGCAAAGUGUAUAGCACGUCUGGCACUGGACAUGAUGGACAUGGCUAAAAAUGUAAACAUGGGACCAAAUCCAAUGCAAAUAACAAUCGGAAUUCACUCAGGUGAAGUUGUAACAGGAGUAAUAGGCAAUCGUGUACCACGAUAUUGCUUAUUUGGCAACACUGUCAACUUAACAAGUCGAACAGAAACAACAGGUAUUGCUGGUAAAAUCAAUGUCAGUGAAGAAACAUACAAACGAAGAGUAUCAAUGCCAUCGGGUAACUGAUUAGUUGCUCGUAGUAGAUCACGGAUGCGAACUCUGAAAUGAGAUAAAAACAAGAACAACAACAAAAUUAAAAUUAAAACGAAAAAACAUAAAAAUAACUACAAGGCAGGGUGAAACAGAGACAGAGAAAGAAAAAAAAAAAACAUCUAAUUAAAACUAAUAAUUCAUUUUCCACAGGAGAAAGUAAAACUUUUCUCCCAAGGGCGCUUGUGAUAAAUAAUGAAAAAUCUUUUUUUUUUUCCUUUAACUUAUUUCCUACAUUUUUUUUUUGCUGCUGUUCGAGUAUAACGUUAACUUUGUUAAAGUCUCUUUGCCUUGACAUUAGUUUCCCAAGGUUACCCUCUAUAGUAUCGGUAGUAUAGUGACGAGAUGGGAAGGAGUCUAUAUAUCCCUCGCAUGAACACCCCCAACCUCAAAUAUACAACAAUAUUGAAUCUAGAUCAAUUAUACUAUACACACCAGCUGACUAUUAAUCAAAAUGCGAAGCAAGCAAUUUGUCAAAUGUCAUCCGGAUUGUGAUCAACAGGAUUUCCUUUCUUUUCCCUAUUUCUAUAGAAAACCACCCUGACUUGGCGCAUUAAAUUAAAUUUAUGCAUAUGCAAUGGAAAAUUAUGUUUUUAUGUGAUUAUAAAUGAGGUGAAUUGUGAGAGUAAUGGUGGGGAUAAUUGAUUGAUGGAAAAUUCUUUGAUUCACAUAAAUGGAUAUCUGAUGGAAAGUUCUAUGUUGUUCUAUUCCUUUGAACUUUAUAAUGACUUAAUUGAGUUUUGAAGAAGAAAAAAAUAAAACAAAUAAGAAUCCUUAUUAUUCAUCAGUCUUUACGCAU